AUGUUUAACGUGACGCGGGUUUUACAUUUUUUUUUUUUGCGGAAAGGUCGUGGUUUGGCGGAAGGUAUAAAAUAUCCGGAGCGACGCGGCGGCGGUGGUGUUGCGGACGACAAUCGCAGACGAAAUAAAAACGGCGACAGCGCAGCGGAGCGGGUAGCGAACGACCGUGCACACACGCACCCGCACGCCCCUAACCUGGGACAACAGAUCGCCGGUUGGGAUGCGCGCGGCCUCCCCGCAGCAACAGCACCAGAGGGUAGUUUCGACGACGAGCAGCAGAAGAGUAGAAUGGACGGACACAUAUAUAUGUAG
Macrosiphum euphorbiae (potato aphid) is the source of this 312-nucleotide messenger RNA. The record is from the annotation of a GenBank genome assembly. Lineage: Eukaryota; Metazoa; Arthropoda; Insecta; Hemiptera; Aphididae.